This is a messenger RNA of Pelagomonas calceolata, 969 nucleotides long. Lineage: Eukaryota; Pelagophyceae; Pelagomonadales; Pelagomonadaceae. The record is from the annotation of a GenBank genome assembly.
UCCACACGCCCCGUCGGGUAAUAGAGGCUAGGCUAGGCGCACACCCAAAAUACCCCGGCCCGGGGAUCACCAGAGCACAGCGGCACACAAGUCUGUGCAAGCGCUCACGACAGGCUCCUGAACCAGUCCGGAGCUCCACCGGUGGUCGAGCGAGGCUGCCCCAUCAUGUCCUGCAAGGGAGACUGGCGCGGCCGCUCGGAGGCGAAGGACGUCGUGCGCGAGCGGGCCUGGGCGGCCCUCGAGGCGUCGGGCGAUGCCAGAGAUGACGACGGCCCGCGCGGCCGCAUACCCGACUUUGUCGGCGCGGAAGACGCGGCGGCCGCGCUCGCGGAGACGCCCGAGUGGCAGCAAGCGCGCGUCGUGAAGUCGAACCCGGACCCGCCGCAAGCGCCCCUGCGGCGGCGGGCGCUCGAGGAGGGCAAGACCGUCUACGUGCCCGUGCCGCAGCUGACGGAAGACACGCCCUUUUUAAAGCUGGACCCGGCGGUGCUGAAGGCGAAGGGCGUCGCCUUCGCGGACGCGGCGACCGCGGCCGGCGCGGCCCGGCACGGCGAGGGCGUGCGCUUCGACCAGAUGGAGAAGUUCGACAUUGCAAUCGUGGGUUCCGUGGCCGUGGCGCGCGAGGGCGCGCGGCUAGGCAAGGGCGGCGGCUUCGCGGACCUGGAAAUGGGGAUAUUUCGGCACUACGGCUGGGUCACGCCGGGCGAAACGCCGAUCGUCACCACGGUCCACCCGACGCAGCUCGUCGACGGCGUGCUGAGCGCGGCGCUCGACGAGUGGGACGUGCCCCUCGACCUCAUCUGCUGCCCGGGCGAAGUCAUUAGGACGCAGACAGCGCUGCCGCAGCCGACGAAGACGGUCUCCUGGAGCGCCGUGCGGCCCGACCAGUUCCGGGACAUCCCCUUCCUGACCGAGCUCCGGCGCGAGAUGGAUGGCUUGUUUGCUCACGAUAACAGUUAGUUUAGAUUG